Molecule: messenger RNA, 1387 nt
Organism: Hyaloscypha bicolor E
Lineage: Eukaryota; Fungi; Ascomycota; Leotiomycetes; Helotiales; Hyaloscyphaceae
Exons: 1
Coding region: 1-957 (318 amino acids)
Source: RefSeq, a predicted model, not a curated record
AUGACGCAGCCAGAAGUGCCACUAGACGACGAGUUCGAGAGAACCACCGACGGGAUGUCAUGUAUCUUCCUUACGUCUUCAAUUUUGGAUAUUGAUGAAAUGAUCAUCGAGGAGCAAUGGAAGAGACAUGGAGGCGAAGGUUCACAUUGGGAGCAGGCAUUGGUCAAGCACAAAGGCGAGUUACAACAAGGCCUCGAUCGGAUCAAGGAACGAAUGAGCAGCAACGAUGAAGAUCCCAUGCCGGUGGAUGCCAAGGAGAUUCCGACCAUCGUCGUUCAGGAAGCGGAGACCGAGGACGACGAGAAGAUGGCGCGUGCAUUUGCAAGUUGCCCCAGCUCUCCUCAAGGACCCGAGGUCGAGGCCACAAUAUCCCCACAAGCUCCUCCUCCACCUUCGCCGCUUCAAGAGAUGGCUGGUGAUGAGGAUUUUGAGAUUGUACGAUUCCUCUCGGAGGAAGAAGCAGAUGAGGUUCUCUCAUCCUACUUGCCACCAGAAUAUAGCGAACUAGUCAAGCCAAUACCAGCCUUGCAAGCAAUUCUGGAAGAGCUAACGGACGUUGAGCGGUCUACGAAGCGCAUUAACACGAGAACACAGACAACACUAUCGAGCAACGUCGACGCGAGCCUAGCAGAUGCUGCUUCUACUCAGUCAGUUGCGCUAGCUACAGCUCAAUCUGCCGAAUCAAGCAUCGCAGAUGUUACAAGAGGCACCAAGAGAGGCUCCGACGAGGCAGGACUCGACGAACAAAGCAUCUCGAAGCAGCUGGGCUCUAUCGAAGAACAAGACAGCGUCGCGACUCUUCCUAAAAAGCGACAGGAGACUGGAGACAGCGAGAUGACUGACUCAUCGCCUACCAGUCCUCCUCCAAUGACUCCUACUAAGGGAAGAACUCCUGGAAAGAAGGCAAAGACGUUCCUUACACCGGCAGCAAUUCGUCGAAGUCGGAGACAUAAGUGAUGAUUAGGAAGCUAUGGACGGCGGCUGGUAUUUGAGGGCUCCCGUAUGGACUGCUGGAUCUUAUCGACAUACUGCCCUUCAAGGGUGAUCACUGUGCUCACUGUAGGAAUAAAUACUGGUGGCCACUGGUUUCUGUGGAUUUUGAGACUUUCUCGCUGGGGCUGAGCAGUCUGCUCUUCGAGAGGUCACCUUCCGCCGAGAAGGAAGUCUGCUCGAGAAUCUGUACAUAAUGUUGCUGUGCAAAGAUCACACGUUGUUGGAGUAUACCACUGGCUUUGGAUUGCUGGUAGAGAGUAGUCGGACAUCAUUGGAUUGUCCAAGGAAACUGUUGCAUAGGAAAUCAAACAAACAUCCAACUUCCCACUUUCUCCACGUGACAUGCAACCAGCAAACAUCUAUUACUAACUAUAAUUAAGUAUGGUAUUAAUCC